AUAAUCAACCAUUUUCUCUACAAAUAGGGCUAAAGAGGUCACAGGGGAACUCACUCCUCUCUCAAACCCCUAUUUUCUCAAGAUAAGCAUUAAUUAUCAGAGGUAGAAAGAAUGGCUGAGGCGGCACCAACUGAGGCGUCUAGUUUGGUCGGAAAGCUUGAGACAGAAGUGGAGAUCAAAGCUUCGGCUGGAAAGUUUCAUCACAUGUUUGCAGGAAGACCACAUCAUGUCUCCAAAGCAUCUCCAGGUAACAUUCAAGGUUGUGACCUGCAUGAAGGGGACUGGGGCAAAGUCGGCUCUAUCGUCUACUGGAACUACGUUCAUGACGGGGAGGCCAAGGUGGCAAAGGAGAGGAUCGAGGCAGUGGAGCCGGAGAAGAACUUGAUCACGUUCAGGGUUAUAGAAGGUGAUCUGAUGAAAGAGUACAAAAGCUUCUUGCUCACGAUCCAGGUGACCCCUAAGCAUGGAGGGCCGGGGAGUAUUGUGCACUGGCACCUUGAGUACGAGAAGAUUAGCGAGGAGGUUGCUCAUCCCGAGACUCUCCUCCAGUUCUGUGUUGAAGUCUCCAAAGAGAUCGACGAACAUCUCUUGUCUGAGGAAUAGAGGAGAGUACCCCUCGUGUAAAAAUCCUAUCAGUACUUGUAUGUGCGGUUGAGCAUUUCGAUUUCAGUCUUUGAAAAUUUAAUAACUAAAAAAGUGUUUAAAAGUAUAUAUAUAUAUAUAUAUAUAUAUAUAUGAUGAAUUCUGUUAUUUACUAUGUGUAAGUGUUUCAUGUUUGUCUUUAGUGAAGCUAUAAAUCAUGUGAUAUAUGUUUUGAUCAAUAAGCCUCGUUUUCUGCUUUCAUAGCUUUUUAUAUUCAUUUUUAUCAGGCAUUUUCAAUCCAUUAUUAUUUUCAUCUCUAUAAUAGUAUUUAAAGAUGAAAAUUUUCCAAUUCAUUUUUUUCUGUAAUAGAGAUUUUCCUUUUUUCUUUUUUUUGGAAAUUAAUAUUUUAGAAAAAUAUAUUGGAACAUUGCUGUUUUAAAUAAAUAUAUUGAAACAUAUAUCAUCUCUAUUAUAGAGUUUCUGUAUUUUAAAUGUGAAAAUAGCAAAAUACAUUGAAAAUGAUCUCAAUAACACUUUUAAUGGUCUCAAUAACACUUAAAUAUACGUGGAUUUGAAUAUAGGUUGACAUUACGAUACUAACACACACAAAUUAAUCAAGCGAGCAUACGAAGACAAUGAUAAACGUACAAGAAAGUAUCAAUAGUAGUCAAAUGGUUCUCUUCAGGGACAUCCGAUAAAAUUGGAACGGUACAGAGAAGAUUAGCAUGGCCCCUGCGCAAGGAUGACACGCACAAAUCGAGAAAUGGUCCAAAUUUUU
Messenger RNA from Brassica napus (rape), 1360 nucleotides. Its product is annotated as MLP-like protein 34. NCBI's taxonomy places the organism in Eukaryota, Viridiplantae, Streptophyta, Magnoliopsida, Brassicales, Brassicaceae. The transcript is spliced from 2 exons. Gene Ontology annotation, biological process: defense response. The record is from RefSeq and is a predicted model, not a curated record. Bases 112 to 603 code for a protein of 163 amino acids.